Messenger RNA from Symbiodinium natans, 156 nucleotides. NCBI's taxonomy places the organism in Eukaryota, Dinophyceae, Suessiales, Symbiodiniaceae. The record is from the annotation of a GenBank genome assembly.
AUGAGUGGAACCAUGAGCUCCACAGCCAGUACAAGGCGCUCUCUGAGGAGGGCCAGGCUGAGGUGUGGAAGCUUCACGACGCAUGUCUCCAGAAGCCGGAGAAGUCACUGGAGGGUAUUCUCUUCACCAACUGCAUCGGCCGAGAUCAAAGUGUGA